AAAAAAGGAAACGGAAAAAAUAUCACAUUUCACCCACUUUUUUCUUUUCUCUUUUCAAAUUUACUAUACCCAAAUCUAUUAUCCAAACACAGUAUUAAUCAAUAUCCUUAGGAAUAACUGCAUUACAGUAUUGAAGUUGCUACCAUUACGAUGCUAAUAUGCCGUUACACGCACUACAUGAAAUUAUGCAAUUUUAUCAUCUGCAACCCAACCCCCUUUAUAUGAUUUGAAAUGUGGGUUCUUUAGUGUUUAGGUGUGUCUUUGCAGGAUGGAAAGUAAAAGCAAUUACAAUCACCAUUAGCAUAUCAACACUCGUUGUGAUGGUAUUGCUUGGCUCUUGUAUCCACCACAAAAGGAAAAGAGCAGGGAAAGGACAAAGGUUUGGCAAUAACUACAACUGUGAACAUUUGCGAGGCGAGAAGCACACAAAAUCACAUGACUUUCCUUCAAUCGAGUUAAAUCUUAUACAUGUAGCUACAAAAUAUUUUUCGGAAGAAAAUAAGCUUGGUGAAGGCGGAUUUGGUCCAGUUUACAAGGGUACAUUACCAAAUGGCAAGGAAAUUGCAGUUAAGAGACUCUCAAGAACUUCUGGCCAAGGUCUACAAGAACUUGAGAAUGAAGUUACUUUAAUUGCAAGACUACAACAUAGAAAUCUUGUUAAACUAUUGGGUUGUUGCUUGGAGGGAAAUGAGUCACUUCUCAUCUAUGAGUACAUGCCCAACAAAAGCUUAGACAUCUUCCUCUUUGACUCAACUAAAGCUGUGCAAUUAGAUUGGAAGAGACGCCUUCUCAUUAUUAAUGGAAUUGCUAGAGGCCUUCUUUACCUGCAUGAGGAUUCUCGACUUAGAAUAAUUCAUCGGGACCUGAAAACUAGCAACGUUCUGCUGGAUGAUGAGAUGAAUCCCAAAAUAUCAGAUUUUGGAAUGGCAAGGAUUUUUGGUAGAAAUCAAAGUGAAUCCAACACAAACAGAGUAGUUGGAACAUAUGGAUAUAUGGCUCCUGAGUAUGCUAUGGAAGGAAUAUUUUCAAUUAAGUCUGAUGUUUUUAGUUUUGGAGUUCUCUUGUUGGAGAUGAUAAGUGGGAAAAGGAACAAUGGCUUUUAUCUUUCUGAGCAUGGGCAUAGCCUUCUCACUUUUGCAUGGAAAUUAUGGUCUGAAGAUCAAGGAUUGGUGCUAAUGGACCCAUUAUUGGGGCAAUCAUGUGUAGCAACGGAGGUGUCAAAAUGCAUCCAUAUCGGAUUAUUGUGUGUCCAAGAAGAUGCAUCAGAUAGACCCACUAUGUCAUCUGUAGUUGUUAUGUUGAGAAACAAUACUGUGACACUUCCUCGACCAACGCAACCGGCAUUUUCUAUUGGGCAACUAGUCUUGAAAUCAGCUCAAUCCUCACCAAUUGUUGAAUUAUACACUGUCAAUGAAGUAACUCAUUCAGAUGUAUUGCCUCGAUGACUCUUACUAUUAAAUUCUUCUUUUCCUAGUUCUUUGAAAAGAUACAUGGACAAACACAUUUUUUAUUUAUCGAGCAAUGAGAUAAAGUGUAAAACUUUGUUUGCAGUCAUAAUCCUUACUAUCAUUCAGAUUUUAUCAAUAUAUAGA
Molecule: messenger RNA, 1592 nt
Organism: Camellia sinensis
Lineage: Eukaryota; Viridiplantae; Streptophyta; Magnoliopsida; Ericales; Theaceae
Source: RefSeq, a predicted model, not a curated record